AUGUCUUCGCCAAAGUUUCAGAUCCCGCCAGAGUUCGAAUCAAAACUCCGUCAUGUUGAACCUCUCGACUCGCGCUCCGAUCAGGAGAUUCUCAAGUCUUUGAAAAGUCCUAUCCAAGUCACUUCAGAAAAGAACAUCUGGGCCUUUUGGGAUUCUGGUCUCGACAACAUUCCAAGCUGGGGCCAACGCAACAUCAUCAACUGGGCUCGACUCUGCGGUCCAGAAUGGGCGAUUCGCGUUUUGGACGACGUCCCAGACUCUCCCAACAACGCCUUGAACUGGGUCAAGGAAGACCAACUACCCGAGGCCUAUGUUGCACACAAGAUGGAUGGGCCCCGUGUGUGGACUGGUCCCCACAGCGCAGACUUCCUCCGCGGUAUUUGUCUGUACCAAUAUGGCGGUGCUUGGGUGGAUGUGGGCACCAUCCUCGUUCGGUCCAUAGACGAUCUCUGCUGGAAGCAACUCGAGGAUCCAAACAGCCCUUACCAGGUUUCCGCCCCUUGGAUGUACUCGAAUGUCGUAGCCAACCAUUUUAUUGCAAGUCGCAAAGGUGACAUGUUCAUCAAACACUGGCACGAUUUUUUCAUGGAGAUUUGGAAGGGCCGCAACAGCUCCGAUGGCAUUUACGCAAAUCCUCUCGUCUCCUUCGCACAAAACAUGAACGCCGAUGCAGUCGAAGCUCGGAACUUCAAGUGGAACUGGAGCGCUCCUCUCCCAAAGGUCCUGGAAGUUGCUGCGGUUAAAGAGCCUAAUGACGGCUUCGAUGGCGUCGAUUACUUCGACAAGAAAAUCCUUCUCCACGACUCGCUGUACGAAGACUGGCCGGCAGAAGCCAUCAUCGGUUGGAAUGGCGAGGACCUAUUCAACCUCUUCUCAGUCCGAUUGGACGCCGAUCCAGAGUCUGAAGAAUACAAGAAGGCUUAUAACGUCGUAUGGACGAUUUUGACUACAUCGACUAUGCAGAAGGUCACCCACGCUGCAGGCAUGACCGCGACCAAUGCAUUGGGGACUUUGUGGGAUAUGAAAGAGAACGAGAACAGGGACCAUGAACCUGGAACUUUUGCGGAGUUGCUGCGGUAUGGAAGCGUUCAUUUUGAACAAGAUCGAGUAGAUUGA
Colletotrichum acutatum is the source of this 1116-nucleotide messenger RNA. RefSeq lists its product as uncharacterized. Lineage: Eukaryota; Fungi; Ascomycota; Sordariomycetes; Glomerellales; Glomerellaceae. Gene Ontology annotation, molecular function: glycosyltransferase activity. The record is from RefSeq and is a predicted model, not a curated record. The coding region runs from base 1 to 1116 and encodes 371 amino acids. The transcript has 3 exons.